AUGGUUCUAGAAGUACAGUCACAUAAGUCACAUCAACAGCAACGAUUGCCUUUAGUAUUGCGUAAAAACGAAGAUGUCAUUGUCAUGUGGAUUAACUCUCGAGACUCCUAUGGCGAUGACGAUUGGCAGCACCACCAACAACUGUCAGACGAUGAUAUUCAAAAGUCUAUCAAAGAAUUACAUCUUCUACUUAAGCAUCUGGAAAUAUUUAAUACGCUUGAACAGUAUAUGAACUUUAUGUCAACACUAGGUUUCAAUGAGGAACUAUUCAUUAUUGUUUCGGGUUGCAGCUAUUGGCUUACACGUGUUAUUCCUGCACUUUCUCGUCUAACUCAACUUGGUGCCAUACAUAUAUUUUGCUCUCAAAAACAAAAAGAUACGGACGAAAACAAAAAGUUGUUGUUCGACAACGACGAUAAAGUUCGUGGUGUCUUUACUGAUAUUCUUCAAAUAUGUGAUCAGUUAAGAAAAGAUAUAAUACGUUCAUCGCUUGCUCUGUCUAAAGAAAUUAAGCGAUAUGUAGGGAGAGAAGAUGAAGCUAGACAGGAACCAACGUUCAUGUAUGCGCAACUGUUUAGAGAUAUUCUAUUAGAAAUGCCGUCCACAGACGAAAGUAAACGGGAAAUGAUUGAAUUCUGUCGAAGAGAAUAUGCUAAUGAUGCAGCACAGCUACUUAUUAUAAAUCAAUUUGAAUCUAGUUACCGUGAUUCGACAAGGGCAAUUUGGUGUAAUGACAAGAACAUUGCACUAAGUUUUGCAAGGGAUUCACUUGAAAAGUUGAAUACAGUUAGCGUUAUUCUACAGAUAGAAGUCGAUAUUAAGAAAUGUAAAACACCAUUUACAAAUGUCAGCCAUCAAAGUGAGUUCAAACAUGAACAAGAAAUCAUAUUUACAAUAGGAACUGUAUUUCGUAUCAAAUCAAUUGAACAACAUAUUAGUGGAAGUUUUCUAAUUAGCCUAACACUUAAUGACGAUGAAGAUAAGGAACUUCGUUAUCUAAUUUCACAAAUGAGAAAUAGUUUAAGUACAUCAGUUCCUUUAUUCAACAUGGGACACUUAAUGUUUAAAAUGGGUCUGUAUGAUAAAAGUGAACGAUUUUAUCAAUUAGCACUGAAUGAGACAGCUAUUAAAGACAAUCGGACAGCAUUAUCUUCGGUAUAUAAUAAUCUUGGAAUGAUCUACGAUAAAUUAGAAAACGUUGAUAAAGCAAUUGACUACUACAAAAAAGUAGUUGAUAUGGCCUUAGACCGCAAACGAAGUGGUGAAGCUCUCGAAAAUAACUUAACUGUGACAUAUACUAAUAUAGGGUCACUUUACUAUAAAUAUAAAAAUGAUUAUGACACUGCAUUAGAAUAUUUUAAUCUAGCAUUAGAACUCGAUCUUCAUACUCCAACACCACAUCAGAGUAGCAUUGCAAUUGAUUAUAAUAAUAUUGGAAUGGUAUACGCUGAGCAACAGCGUUACUCAGAAGCAUUAGAAAUGUAUGAAAAAUGUCUUACUAUUCAACUGGAUUUACUUAACCUCAAUCGCCCAGCAAUUGCAAAUAGUUACAGUAAUAUUUCACAGGUAUAUCGAGCACAGGGUGAUUAUAAAAUAGCAAUUGAAUAUUUGAAUAAAGCACUUGAAAUAAGUCUUCAAACACUACCACCCUAUCAUCCAGAUUUAGCUAAAACCUACAAUAAUUUGUCUUUGGCACUGUACAAAGAUGGUCAGGUGAAAGAAGCUUUGGAAUAUAUGAAAAAAUCAAUGGAAGUUAAUUUGAAAACUCUACCGAGUGAUAAUCGAACUGUUGUAGAAGUUCGAAAAUGGAUUGCUAGAGUAGAGGAAGAAUUAUUACUUGGACAGAUACAAAUGUAA
This is a messenger RNA of Didymodactylos carnosus, 1857 nucleotides long. NCBI's taxonomy places the organism in Eukaryota, Metazoa, Rotifera, Eurotatoria, Philodinida, Philodinidae. The record is from the annotation of a GenBank genome assembly.